UUGGUAUUUUGGUCGAAAUGCCAAUGACGACUAUGAUUAUACUUUAUUAUAGCUUAUCUUAUAAUUUAUAGAGACAAUACUAUAUAUUUAACAAUAUGUAUGUUACCUGGGCUAAUGGGCUUCCACUAAAUGUCCGUGUUUAAAAUAUUAUCGGAUACUAUCGUUGUUAUGAGAAAAGAGAAUGAGAUCAUUAUCGUUACGGAUUUAGUUCACCGCGUAUACAUAGUACAUUCUAUUUAUUAAUCUGAAAUCUAAAAAAAAAAGAAAUUCACGGGAUAAUUGAUAAUUUAUUGAACCUAUCAUGAAUUCGUGAAGAAACAUAGUUCAUAAUUCUACCUACAUUUACAAAAAUAGCAGUGCCGUCAGACGUCAAUGCAACAUUUCGAUUACCGAUGCGCACUGAAUACAAAUAAUACGUCAAAUUGAAAACGAUUUAAUUAUAACGUCUACUGCAUGAUUAUAAACAUGGUCUACAAUAUAUUCAAACUAACUAGCAUCUGACUAUACGUGACAGUGAAUAAAAAUAAUAGUUUUUAAACAAUAAAUAAUCAAACACGAGUAAUAAAAGAAAAAAUAAUACUCUACUUUCAAAUUUCAAUAAAAGUAUAGAGUCAAUUGUCGAUUCAGAUCCAAAUGAUCCACGACCUGCACCAAGUCAACAAAAACAUACAGACACAGUAAAUUUGGUGAGUAAAAAAAUUGUAUGCUUGACUAUUUGACUUAUCUGAGUCUUUAAGUCUCCGAUUUAUGGGUUUCUAAUGUUUCUAUGAACAAUAUUAUGUUAUAAUUUUUUUUUGAGACAACAUGUUCAUUAGCAAGGGAAAAUUAUAUUGGUUUGUUUGUGAAUUUUGAUUUGAGUGAUACUGAUACAAACCUAAUUCUGACAGAUAUGUGGGUUCUAUCAGAAACUUAUAUAUUUCCUAUAAUAGAGAAAAAUAAAGGUAAGAAUCUCAACUUUCAACACCAUUGGUUGAAAAUAUUCAAGUGGUUAGCAUAUUCAGAGAUAAGACAAGGAGGUUUUUGUAAAGUAUGUUUGAUUUUUUCAAGAACUGGUGGAUUUGGAUGUCAAAAAUUAUAUACACUUGUGAUUAAACCAAUAGAUAGCUUUAAAAAAGCAUUAGAAACUUUAAAUAAUGAUGCUGAACAUCAAUACCAUAAACUAGCUCUAGAAAAAUCUGAUUAUUUUUUGAAUAUUGCAUCUUCAAAGGAACCAGAGAUUAUAAACAAAUUAAACAUAGACAGAGCAAAAAAAGUUAAAGAAAACCGAGAGAAUUUAAUUCCUAUUAUUAAUUGUAUUUUGGUAUGUGGUCGUCAAGAGAUUGCUUUAAGGGGUCGUAGGGACUUUGGUACUUUGUCAUUUGAUGAAGUUACAAGUUUAAUGGGUGAUAACUUAGCUUCAGCAAUUUUAAAUGACUUGAAUUCAUGUGGUAUUAAUUGUGACAAUAUUUGUGGACAAGGGUAUGAUGGUGCAUCAAAUAUGUCAGGGCACAUAAAAGGCGUUCAAACAAUAAUAAGAAAUAAGUACCCAAAAGCUUUAUAUGUGCAUUGUGUUGCCCAUACAUUGAGUUUAGCUGUGUCAUCUGCUUGCAAUAUUCAACCUGUACAAAAUGGCUUAGGAACUAUUCAAAAAAUGUAUUGUUUUUGUAAUUCCCCAAAGCGUCAUCAAGUGAUUGUAACAGCAAUAAGUGAAAGUGACUUAGAUUCAAAAGUUAAGACAUUGAAGCGCCUAUGUGCAACAAGAUAGAUCCAACGAUAUGAUGCAAUUAAUGAUUUUGUUGAAUUUUUUCCAUAUGUAGUAGUUUCACUUGAAAAAAUAUUAGAGUGGAAUGAUUU
This is a messenger RNA of Sipha flava (yellow sugarcane aphid), 1833 nucleotides long. RefSeq lists its product as uncharacterized. The coding region runs from base 890 to 1744 and encodes 284 amino acids. Lineage: Eukaryota; Metazoa; Arthropoda; Insecta; Hemiptera; Aphididae. The transcript has 8 exons. The record is from RefSeq and is a predicted model, not a curated record.